This is a messenger RNA of Mercenaria mercenaria, 3061 nucleotides long. RefSeq names its product interferon-induced protein 44-like. NCBI's taxonomy places the organism in Eukaryota, Metazoa, Mollusca, Bivalvia, Venerida, Veneridae. Gene Ontology annotation, molecular function: GTP binding. The transcript is spliced from 6 exons. The record is from RefSeq and is a predicted model, not a curated record. Bases 89 to 985 code for a protein of 298 amino acids.
CCAAUAGUAUUUGUCUCAUGGAGGGAAACGUUAUUCCGUACAUAUUACGUUGCAAAACAGGAAUUUUGAAUCGACCUGUAACUCGAAGAUGGGGAACGCAGUAGAAGGAGCAGCUGAACGACCUUCCGGGGUUCCAUCUCCCCCGCCUGCUCGAAGGCUGACUAGUGUCCCGUGGAGAAAUUUAAAGUCUACACAUCAAAAACUGAUAGAUGAUAUAACAAAUAUCAAACCAGAAUGUGCUGCUAACGUGUUAUUGCUUGGUCCAACCGGAGCCGGAAAGUCUUCUUUUAUCAACUCCAUUCUUUCGACAGCCAAAGGUCGACGUGUCAAUAAAGCCUACACUGGAAAUAAAGAAACAAGUUUCACAACAACUUACGAAAGUUAUAUGGAUGAGGGAUUUGUGCAGCAUUGUUGCCUUUGGGAUAGUAUGGGCAUAGAACAUGUGCUAGAAGGUGGACUUUUAUUGGAUGAUCUGGUAUACCUUCUCAAAGGACACAUUAAAAGGGGUUAUAGGUUUAAUCCCAGAGCGAAGAUAUCCGAAACUGACCCAUUCUUUCGUCGAAACCCUGGAAUAGAACACCAAAUACAUUGUGUUGUGUUUGUUCUAGAUGCCAAUAUUGUUGAUGAAACGAUUCUUGGACCAUACAUUGAGAAGAUCAAGUCUCUACAAGAUCGAACACAUUCGUUAAAUAUUCCGUGUAAUCUUAUCCUGACAAAAAUUGACGAACUUUGUCAAGAAGUACGUGAAGACAUUGAGAAAACCUUUUGGAGUAUAAAAGUACUCAAUGCAGUUACCGCAGCUUGGCAUAUAUUCGGAAUUCCAGAAGGAAACAUACACCCAGUAAAGAAUUAUGAGGUGGAUAUUGAAAUCGAAGAAGCGACAAGUACUUUGAUUUUGAUUGCCCUUAGACAGAUAAUGUAUUUUGCAUCUGAUAAACUGGAGGAAAUGAAGAAAGGCCAGCAACGAAGCUGUUCUGUCUCAUAAGGCUGACUGAAGUCCAAAUAUAUGGAGUGUUAUCCCGGCCAAAAUUACUAGCAUGGCAUUUUAAGCAGGUUUCUAAUAUUUCCGAAUUAUGUGCUUAAAAUCAUGUUAUUUGGUUACUUUUAACUCAACUUUAUCACACUAGAGAAAUUAAUGAGUUGUUUAUGUAAUUCUACAAUAUUGGAACGGUUUAGUGCAUAUAUUAUAUAUAUUUAGGUACCACUUCUCCACAAUGUCUUCAGACAAAAGACUUACAUGUAAUUCCUCAGUAGUGGUGCUUGGUAGUAUUUUAAUUAUUACAGAAUAAGCGUUACCUAAUAUUUUCGUUCUUUACAUAAGGAUCGACCCCGUGUGAUCCAGGCCUUGCAAAUUCACUUGAGCUGAAUCAAGGUUCAGUUAUAAAACUGUAUAUAGAUAGUAAACGCCAUCGUCUUGGCCUCCUUAGGGACACUGUCAUUUUUAAAUGCUAUAGCAAUAGGUAUGUUUCUAAAGUAUCCGACAGUACCGGAACACACUUGUUUUGUCACAGCUAUUUAAACCCAUAAAAACGCGAACGUCUAUUUUUUUAACCUAGUCAAGGAUGUUUUUACACAAAGAAACAAAUCUCUACAUAUAUAUCGAACGUAAAAAAGAAUAUAGACUGAGUCUACCCGUCUAGAGUUUUGAGAUAUUUUACAAUUCUAAUUUUGAACAAUGUAUGUUUUUUCUAAGUUUGCUUGAUCGGCCGCAGGGGUUUUGUUCGGUACAAUAAAAUUUGGCGAUUCCCAAACAUUAAAUGUAGUUUGAAUCGCCUUCACGCAAACAAAUCAAAGUUUCAAAUAUGGCAUAAAUGGUAUUUUCAGCGGCAUACACGACAGAGGACUUUGAAUCACUUGCCACUCACCGCUACGGGCUCGUAAGUUCGUCUGGGGUGUGUGGAAUUCUUACGCGUGAAGAAGCCAGUUAGCUGGCUUGCGGAAGGUCGGUGGUUCUACACUCGGAUGGGGCACCUGGGGUCUUUCCCCUACAUGAAAGUCUGGAAAGUCAACAUAUGACCUAUAACAGUCAGUGUGGCAUUAAACACAGCGAUGUUCUUUUUCCAAAGUCCAGGGACUAUUUCAAAGAUUAUAAAAUUUAUCUUUUUACAUGUAAGUAUGUUCAGCAUUUUAUUUGCAGUAGGCAUUAUGAAAAUAAACCAGUUUUGUGUUCUAGACUUUGAAACAAUCCCAUUUUAAAGAUGUUUCUUGUGUCGAGUAUUUUUUUCGCUCAGACAUAUGCAUGUAUGAAUGUCUUUUUUAUUUGAUGUGUUCUGCAUUUCAUUUGCCAUGUUAUAUGUCAUCAUAUUUUUUGGUGUUAAGCCAUUACUGUAUCUUUGUAAUGAUAUAUGCUAUUUAUAUCGACUGUGUUAUUGACAUGUUAUUACUUUAAAGUUUAAUUUCAUGAAAGUACCAAUUUCACCUAUAUUCUAACGUUCUGGGUCCCGUUACACGAAGCCUACUUAGGAGAAAGAACUUAGGAGCAAGGUUUUUCACGAACAUCUUUUUUAAUUUAUUCAUUUUUACUAAUCGGCUAUUCUAAGAAUCAUAUGUCGAGGAAAAACAAAUAGUUCUGUUGUAAAUGAUACAAGUUGUGUCUUAUUUAAAUGUCCUUAUAUUGGAGAGAACUUAGGGUGAUACUUUUGAACUUUUGUUAAACUUGCCCCAGUUCAGCUUUCUUUUCCAGACAAAUAAUUCAGUUGUAUCUCGCACUUUCUUUCAUCGCAUACAUGGCAUAUGCAACAUGGCAGCUGUGACUUUCAUAUUUUACAUUCUUUAAAGAGCUGUAUUUUUGAUAUCAUUUAUGUCAGAAAAUACCAUUAUGCAUUGAUUAUUAGUCUGGAUGUGUUUUAAGAAGGGGAUUUUAUAGUUCUAAGUAGUUAUUUCAAUGUUCUGGAUAGCAAUUUUUGCAUUGUAAAUGUUAAGUACUAAGCUGUGCCGAUGUAUCCUCACAUUAACAGCUAAAUAAAUAGAGGCAUUAACAACUUAUAAUAUUGUCUUUUUGAGUUUUUACAUAUAAUGUUCUGAAUUCUAAUAAAGAUGUAUAUGUCUUGUCUUCCAUGAA